GUAUGAUCUUGGCACCUGUAAGGUGGGGACACGCGCCAGGAGGCCCGGGGGUCAACGCGCAGGGCGCCCAGAAGGGGUUUGGUCACCAACUGGAACGCUAGAAGCCACAUUGGCCGGGGGCUCUAGGGCGGCAGAGGCUCUGGCCCCCGGGGCCGAGGCGGGAGCGUCUCCUUCCUUUGCCAAGAUGGCGGCCCUGGAAUCGCCCGGAGAGGCCCGAGCAGAUCGUCUCCGGACAGGCGGCCCGCUCGAAGCCUGUCCCCCUCCUGCCGCACCGGUCAGCCCUAGGGCAGCGCCUACUCUUCAGAACUGAGGGGAGGCGACUCCGGCUGCCCGCAAGCGGGACUCUGUUCCAAAAUGGUGGACGGGCAGCCGGGCCGGCGUCAGCGCCCUUUACCAAGAUGGCGGCGGCCGGCUUCCGGCACGAGCCGCCCGAGUCCCCUUCAAAACGCACGAGCGGAGGCGGCCGCCGCCCGCGCGUGGACGCGGCCUGCGGGGAGGGCGGCGCGGCCGGGCGCCGGGCAGGACGAGGUGAUUUUCACUGAUGGACCCCAAGGAAUCACUGAGCUCCCCCAGUAGAGAAGAAAUCCCCAGCAGUGUGCUCAGUCGGGAGAGGGCAAAUGUGAUGGACUUCUACAAAAGCCUGCGGGGAGGAGCUGCGGCCAAGGUUUCUGCCUCCUCGCCGUCACUGGCUGCUGCUGCGCAGGCCGACUCGAAGCAGCAGAGAACACUGGCUGAUUUUCCAAAAGGCUCAGGAAGCAAUGCACAGCAGCCAGAUCUGUCCAAGGCAGUCUCACUCUCAAUGGGACUGUAUAUGGGAGAAACAGAAACAAAAGUGAUGGGAAAUGAGCUGGGACUCCCACAGCAGGGCCAAAUCAGCCUUUCCUCUGGGGAAACAGAUUUCCGGCUUCUGGAAGAAAGCAUCGCAAACCUCAAUAGGUCGACCAGCGUUCCAGAGAACCCCAAAAGUUCAGCAUCUGCUGCUGUUUCUGCUGCCCCCACAGAAAAAGAGUUUCCAAAAACUAACUCUAAUGUGUCUUCAGAACAGCAGAAUAUGAAGGGCCAGCCUGGCACCAAUGGGGGCAAUGUGAAGUUGUACACCACAGACCAAAGCACCUUUGACAUUUGGAGAAAAAAACUCCAGGACUUGGAGUUUUCUUCUGAGUCCCCAGGUAAAGAAACGAGUGAGAGCCCUUGGAGAUCAGACAUCUUGAUAGAUGAAAGCUGUCUGCUUUCUCCUUUGGCCGGAGAGGAUGAUCCGUUCCCUUUGGAAGGAAACUCAAGUGAGGACUGUAAGCCUCUCAUUUUACCAGACACUAAGCCUAAAAUUAAGGAUAAUGGAGAUCUGAUCUUAUCAAGCCCCAACACUGGGCCACUGCCCCAAGUGAAAACAGAAAAAGAAGAUUUCAUUGAGCUCUGCACCCCUGGGGUAAUUAAGCAAGAGAAACUGGGCCCAGUUUACUGUCAGGCAAGCUUUUCUGGGCCAAAUAUAAUUAGUAAUAAAAUGUCAGCCAUUUCUGUUCACGGUGUGAGCACCUCCGGAGGACAGAUGUACCACUAUGACAUGAAUACAGCAGCCCUCUCUCAGCAGCAGGAUCAGAAGCCUAUUUUUAAUGUCAUUCCACCAAUUCCUGUUGGUUCAGAAAAUUGGAAUAGAUGCCAGGGUUCUGGAGAUGACAGCCUGACUUCCUUGGGGACCCUGAACUUCCCCGGUCGAUCGGUUUUUUCUAACGGUUAUUCGAGCCCCGGGAUGAGGCCAGACGCGAGCUCCCCGCCGUCCGGCCCCUCGGCAGCAGUGGGAGCGCCGCCCAAGCUCUGCCUGGUGUGCUCCGAUGAGGCUUCAGGAUGCCACUACGGGGUCUUGACUUGUGGAAGCUGUAAAGUGUUCUUCAAAAGAGCAGUGGAAGGUAGACAGCACAAUUAUCUUUGUGCUGGAAGAAAUGAUUGUAUCAUUGAUAAAAUUCGAAGAAAAAACUGCCCGGCGUGCCGCUACAGAAAAUGUCUUCAGGCUGGAAUGAACCUGGAAGCUCGAAAGACAAAGAAAAAGAUCAAAGGAAUUCAGCAGGCCACUACAGGAGUCUCACAAGAACCUUCUGAAAGUCCUGCUAACAAAACAAUAGUUCCUGCGACCUUACCACAGCUCACCCCCACGCUGGUGUCACUGCUGGAGGUCAUUGAACCUGAGGUGUUAUACGCAGGAUACGACAGCUCUGUUCCAGAUUCCACUUGGCGGAUCAUGACCACACUCAACAUGCUGGGUGGGCGGCAAGUGAUUGCGGCAGUGAAAUGGGCAAAGGCAAUACCAGGAUUCAGGAACCUACACCUGGAUGACCAGAUGACCCUUCUGCAGUAUUCCUGGAUGUUCCUUAUGGCGUUUGCCCUGGGGUGGAGAUCUUACCGACAGUCAAGUUCGAGCUUGCUGUGUUUUGCCCCUGAUCUGAUCAUUAAUGAGCAGAGAAUGUCUCUACCCUGUAUGUACGACCAAUGCAAACACAUGCUGUAUAUCUCCUCCGAGUUGCACAGGCUCCAGGUAUCUUACGAGGAGUACCUGUGCAUGAAGACUUUACUGCUUCUCUCCUCAGUUCCUAAGGAAGGUUUGAAGAGCCAAGAGCUAUUUGAUGAAAUUAGAAUGACUUACAUCAAAGAGCUAGGAAAAGCCAUUGUCAAGAGGGAAGGAAACUCCAGUCAGAACUGGCAGCGGUUCUAUCAACUGACAAAACUCCUGGACUCCAUGCAUGAUGUGGUUGAAAAUCUACUUAACUAUUGCUUCCAAACAUUUUUGGAUAAGACCAUAAGUGUUGAAUUCCCAGAGAUGUUGGCUGAAAUCAUCACCAAUCAGAUACCAAAAUAUUCAACUGGAAAUAUCAAAAAACUUCUGUUUCAUCAAAAGUGACUGCCUUAAUAAGAAAGGAUGCCUUAAAGAAAGUUGAAUUUAUAGCUUUUACUGUACAAACUUAUCAAUUUGUCCUGUAGUGGUUUUGUUGUUUUAUUUUUUUGUCUGUUUUUGUCUGGUUUUUGUUUUAAAUAUGCACUACACGUGGUUUAUGGAGGGCCAAGACUUGGCAACGGACGCAGUCGAGCCAACACUUUUUAGCGAUGGCAGAAGGAGAAAGUGAUAGUUGGUGAAUCCUGAAAAUUACAAAUAGUCCCGUUGGGGGUGAUCUUCACUGUCAGGGAAGGAUGGCACCUGAACCACCAGUGCCCCAAGUCUGUGUGACAAACUUUCUGCUCAUACUUUUCACAGUUGGCUGGACAAAAUGUUCUAGACUUUCUGUUGGUGUACUUUCCCCUGUAUAGUUAGGAUAGCAUUUUUUGAUUUAUGCAUGGAAACCUGAAAAAAGUUUACAAGUGUAUAUCAGAAAAGGGAAGUUGUGCCUUUUAUAGCUAUUACUGUCUGGUUUUAACAGUUUCCUUUAUAUUCAGUGAACUAUGCUUGCUCAUUAUUUCAUACAUAAUUUUUGUAUUCAAGUCAUUGUACAGCUGUUUAAAUGGGCAGCUAGGUCAUAGCUUUCCUAAAUAAACUCUGUAAUCUUCUAUGUGAAAAUGGGUUGGUGCUUCUAACCUGAUGGCACUUAGCUAUCAGAAGACCACAAAAAUUGACUCAAAUCUCCAGUAUUCUUGUCAAAAAGCUCUUAUUUUGUAUAUAUCUGCUUCAGUGGAGAAUUACAUAGGCUGUACAAAUUAACCGUCCUACCUGGUGUGGAAUACCUAGUUCGGUGAUCUGCUGGGUAAACUGUGGAUGAUAGUUGCAAAAGAGUAGUUAAAAAGAAAAAAAAAAACAACUACCAAGAGGCCCUGUUUGUACUAAUGCCCUGUCUCUGCAGUGGUUAGAUGGCAAGAAAGCUGGUAAACUGUCUUUCAGGACCUUUUGUUGUAGGUUGUAUAACUUCUUAAAAGUCAUGAUUCCAGAUAACGAGCUAAAAUAAACACAGCUGGGACAUUUUAAUCAGACCAAGUAAUUCCUUUCACUAAACUUCACCCCCAAAAUAAAUCUCAUAACAUGGCAAAAGUGGCUAAACACCCAUUUUCACAUUCCUGUCUGUCACCAAUUGGUCUAUCUUUCCUGGGGGUAACAGGAAAGCUCAGCUACUGAUUUUUGUGAUGUGGAAUUGUCUGUCAGACUUCCAUGUUUGUGAAACUACACAUCCCUCGCACCCCUAUGUGUGCCAUAGAGUCUAACAAGUCUUGUGAAUUUUUCCUCCUCACUGUUGAGAAUGAUCAUUUUAAACAAAACAGAAGCUGUAGUAGCCCUUUCUGUGUGCACCUUACCAACUUUCUGUAAACUCAAAACUUACAUUUUCGAAGCCACAAGAAAUCAGAUUUAUAUUCAAGGUGGCCAAAUUAUUUGUGUAAUAGGAAACUGAAAAAUCUAAUACUAAAAUAUGAAACUUCUAAUAUAUUUUUAUAUUUAGUUAUAGUUUCAGAUAUAUAUCAUAUUGGUAUUCACUAAUCUGGGAAGGGAAGGGCUGCUGCAGCUUUACAUGAAUUUAUUAAAAUGAGUGUAAAAUAGCUUGUAUAGUGUAAAAUAAGAAUGAUUUUUAGAUGAGAUUGUUUUAUGAUGACAAGUCAUAUAUUUUUUGUAGGGCUCAAAGAGAUGUCGAUGGAUAGCCUGUACGAUGUGUAGGGCGUGCAAGCUUUCACACAGGCAGCGAUGGUCUCAGAAACCAAACAGGUCUGCCCUAGGGGAGCUGGAGACUGGCCCCGUGUGCACUGAGGGCUGCUGAGGCUCCAUCCCAUUCAGAUCUCGGAAGAAGUCAUCCUCUGCCUCCCAAAUGACCACCCUUCUCAUUCCAACAGUGAGUGUGUGUCAGUGCAGGUUGAGUUUACCAAAUCUUCACUUGCGAUGAAGUGUGUACAUGGGAGAGGUGGUGCUUACAGGCUUAUAAGCACCAUCUAAUAUUGGGGUUACUUUCACAUACAGCCUCUCCCAACAGUUUAAUAAAAACGGAAGCUUUAGAAGUUUGGCAAUAAUACACAUAGAGGUACCAACAACAUGUAAAUAGUGCAGAAUCUCAUAGGUUGCCAAUAAUACACUAAUUCCUUUCUAUCCUACAAGAGUUUAUUUCCAAACAAAAUGAGGACAUGGUUAUGUUUUCUUUAAAUGCUUUUUGAAUGUUAUUUGUUAUUUUUUAGUAUUCUGGAGAAAUUAUUUAAUAAAAAAAUGUAAUCAUUUGCUUUUUGAACGCUCUCUAAAAGGGGAAAUGUUCCUUUUGUAAUGGUUUAAAUUGAUCUCAAAGUAUUUUAAGAUGGAUUGUAACCCGGCUGGAUGUGAAAUUUUUGGUGUCUAAGAAAUAGCACUUGAAUAUUAUUAUCAAUGACAGUGUUAAGUUUCAAAAAGAGCUUCUGAACGGUAAAUUAUUGUUCAUUUGUUAUAUGGUUAAAACCAGAAAGCAUAUUACACAUUAAUCUUAAUUUAGUUCCAACAGCCUGGGCUCUCAAAAAUAAUUAGAGCUCAGUGAAAAAAAGAUAUGUGCACUUCUUUGUUAAAAGGUAGUCAACUGACAUUCAUAAAACUACAGGAGGCUGUGCAUUAAAUGGAAAACAAAGUUGUGCCCUUUUAGAAUAUGUGGGAAAGAGGAAAGUUAUCUUAAUUAUCUCUGAGUAUAAUUAUAGAUUUAAAUGAAAAAAAGAUAUGGUGCUAUCUGAAAGCAGCCUCAUUUCCUAUGUAGGUCGUAUCUUGCCAUCCCAAAUGAUUUAAGUCUGUAGCAACUUCAGUGGGAGUUGGUGACGUGGUUAGGUAACUCACAGCAAAUUCUAAAAACUAUUUUUAAUUACUGGUGGAAAUGUGACCCUCCUAGUAUUUUUAGGCCUUGCUGUGGGGUACUAUACAACCGUGUAGUGUAUAGUACACUAUGGAAGGGGACCCUGCCUUCUGAAAACAAAAUUGUCACCCCAAAAGGAAAAACAUGAUUGGUGCCUAUAAAGAGCUUGAUAACUAACAUAGGAUGAGCUCUGCAUGUGCAUGUAAAGCCCAACCUUACUUCAGAAUUAGGGGGUGGGGAGGAUAAGCAAUUUCAAUUUUACUUACACAUAUAACCUAUUAAGUCAUACCAUUUUAGUUCUGUUAAAACUCAAACUACAUCACCAUGGAAUGAAAAAUAUUAUACCUUGAUCUGACGAAAUUCAAGAACCAUGGCAGCCCUGAGAUUUCACUCUUGGUUGGUCACCCAAAAAACUGUAGCUGUAGAUGAAUGUGAUUUUAUAUGCCUGGUUUGUGAGUUGGAUGGGAAAAUAAGAGUGUAAGGAGGACACUUCAACCACUUUGAAUGGAAAUUUCAUCAUUUUCCAGAUUAUCAGUCAGCCUGGUCCACCAAGGAUUAGUGACCACAUUUUCAAUAAGGGAUUAGCUUCUCUCUAGAAAACAACUGAAAGAAGGAUUUUAUUUUUUGAUGAAAGGCUGUAUGAAAAUACCCUCCUCAGAUAACUUGCUUAACUACAUAUAGAUUCAAGUGUGUCAAUAUUCUAUUUUGUAUAUUAAACAAAUGCUAUAUAAUGGGGACAAAUCUAUAUUAUACUGUGUAUGGCAUUAUUAAGAAGCUUUUUCAUUAUUUUUUAUUACAGUAAUUUUAAAAUGUGUAAAAAUUAAAACCAGUGACUCCUGUUUAAAAAUAAAAGUUGUAGUUUUUUAUUCAUGCUGAAUAAUAAUCUGUAGUUUAAAAAACAGUCUUUUUACCUACACAGUGAAAUGUCAGACUGUAAACUCUUGUGUGGAAAUGUUUAACUUUUAUUUUUCAUUUAAAUUUGCUGUUCUGGUAUUACCAAACCACACAUUUGUAUUGAAUUGGCAGUAAAUGUUAGUUAGCCAUUUACAGCAAUGCCAAAUAUGGAGAAACAUCAUAAUAAAAAAAAUCUGCUUUUUCAUUA
Manis javanica (Malayan pangolin) is the source of this 6861-nucleotide messenger RNA. RefSeq names its product nuclear receptor subfamily 3 group C member 1 (gene NR3C1). The record is from RefSeq and is a predicted model, not a curated record. Gene Ontology annotation, cellular component: nucleus. Gene Ontology annotation, biological process: nuclear receptor-mediated glucocorticoid signaling pathway; regulation of DNA-templated transcription. Gene Ontology annotation, molecular function: steroid binding; sequence-specific DNA binding; zinc ion binding. Lineage: Eukaryota; Metazoa; Chordata; Mammalia; Pholidota; Manidae.